UUACCUAUUUACAAUUAUUAAAAAUUGUAUUUAUCAUUGUAAAACAGGGCAUUGCUCAAAUGGAUAAUAGCAUAGCAAAAGCUGCUGCAAUAAAUUCGUCCUUUGAUUUGGAACUACCAUUUCCCCCACUUUCGACUCCUUUUGUAGCAACACAGGCCUCUUGUCAGAAAGAUAUCAGCACUUCGGAAUUGGCUGUUGGAGCAUCACCGAGUCAGUCGAUAGCUUCCAUUUCUGAUUCUAGAGACAGUAAUAUGGAUGACGACAUUCCUUUGAAUGUUACUCCCGAAUUGGAAAAACCCAAAGACAUUCAGGUUGAAGAUAGAUAUGCAGUUUUUUCUGAUUUGGAUUCAUUACCAAGCAUUUUUGAAAAUCCAUACAUUGUUGAGGUGCCCGCUGUUAAUGAUACGUGUAAAGCUGAAAUGGAUUUACUAAAAGAUGGUAAUAGUGAUAGCGAGAAUACGCUCAGUGACACCCCGUCUCGUCCACCUUCAAGGUCACCUAAUUUGUUUGACACUUCGGUUUUUGCCGAUCUAGAUCCGUUGGGAAAAAAUCGUCCCUAUGUGGACAAAAAGGAUUUUUUUCAAGACCUGAAGAAACCUAAAAAGGUGCUAAAAGAUUUGGCAGGAGAAGGUUCUGAAGAUAAUUUAUUUGAUCAUGAUCUUUUGCAGUCUCCUCACAGUUCUGUAAGUGAUCUGAGUGUAGGGGUGGCUUCCGUACAUAGUGGCAAUGGUAACCCUUUUAAAUCUGAAAUGGAAUGCCCUUCUCCAUCACCCUCUCCAUCCAAGUUGCUCCCUAAACAAGCUUCAGUGACUAGUAAUUUAGAAAAUCAAACAAACUAUGAAAAAUUACCCAUGGAAAUUUCAAAUUCACCAAGUAGAAAUCCUUUUAAUCCCUUUAUCAAUAAUAGUACUAUAGAUAUACCACCACCAACAGUUCCACCACCAUGUAUACCAGCCAGAGGUUCCGAACCGCUCUUCCAAACCGUGCCAUCUCCUCCGCCUCGACCUCCCAGCAGAAAUUGCACCACUCCGACACCGCCACUUCCCAAGAGAAAGCUACCACAAUCUCAAUACAGUCAAGUCUCAAAAAAUUAUGAGGAAAUGUGGAACGGAAGAGAAAACUGCAACACAAACGGAGACGUAUUUGCUCCUCCAAUACCAAUUCCCGCACGCAAACCUCCUUUACCAUACAGGUGUGGCUCUCCGCUCCUGGCAAACAGCCCCGCUUCCAUUCGAAGACAGCUGCUGAGAGGUUCUGCUUCGAUCGACACCGAUUCUCCCGUUACUUUCUCUCGCCACUCUAGAAAUCUCGGAUUUAAUGGUGCACAAUCAGAAGAGCCAAAUAAUUCUCCUAAGGUUCUGUAUUCAAAAAAUAUAAGUCCACAAUGUUCUGUGUCUUCCUCUCCAUCAAAAACUAGAAAUCCCUUUGAGACUCCAAAACUUCCCGAUUCGGUCAACGGUGCUUUUCCUACUCAGUUAUCGUCGCCACCUCUUCCGGCGAGACCUCCUAAAUCUCCCAUCAAGACGGCCACUUCCGUUCAAUUGCCCGACGGAUGCGAAACCUCGGAUUCCAAGAAGACCGACACGACACACAAAGAAACCGACAUCAGUAUAUUUCAAAGAAAACACGAUCCAUUUGACGAUGAAUUCUUCACUUCUCUUCCUAGAAAGUCUAAUCAGAAAGAUUGUUACGAAACUACAAGAAGUGCUUCGGAAUCGGACGCCAAUAGCAACAGCACUAAAGGUUGACAAAAAUUAUCUCCGGCAUUGGAAUUAAUUUUACAAGAAGACUCCAAAUCAGUGUGAAAGAGCUGUAUUAAGGAGAUUUAGCCUUUGAGUCACUCGAAAAGAAGUUUCUUAGUGUUUCCUCAUAACUAGGAAUUGGAUAUGAGAAAUAAUGUAAAAUAAUGUACGUACUUGGAAUUUCAUUACUUUUAAUUCUCAUUGUAUAAAUUUCUCAUUGCUCUUCGGAAUUUAUCUGUAAAUAUUCAUCCCGUCAGGAAUUUGUAGUUUGUUACAAAUACACUUUUGUCAGGUUCGAUUGUAAUUAUUGUUAUCGUACGAUAAGAAUGCGCGUCCGUUUUAUCGUAUCUAAAUAAUUGUUGUUCUGUUGCAAACGUUAUCGUAUGAGAUUUUUAUAAAACAUUUUUAUAUAAGAAAUCUUUCAUCUCUUCUUAAUUUUUAAUCUUUUAGGAAAAUUCCAUUUAAUCUUUGUAAAAUGUUAAUCGAGUAGUCGAUCGGGAAUGUUCGAUCUGGUAUUCUCCAUUGAU
Centruroides sculpturatus (bark scorpion) is the source of this 2269-nucleotide messenger RNA. RefSeq names its product serine/arginine repetitive matrix protein 1-like. The record is from RefSeq and is a predicted model, not a curated record. Bases 60 to 1748 code for a protein of 562 amino acids. The transcript has 3 exons. NCBI's taxonomy places the organism in Eukaryota, Metazoa, Arthropoda, Arachnida, Scorpiones, Buthidae.